AUGGAGCGCCACGCGUCGGAAGUAUCGGCCAUCUCCGCCGCCGUGGCCCGGUUCUACAAGACCCGCACCCCGUUCCGCGUCUACCACGGCUCCACCAACAGCACGCGGCCCUCGGGCAAAACACGCGCCAACACGGUCGACACCUCGCGCCUCGACGCCGUGCUCUCCGUCGACGCAGCCACCCGCAUCGCCACGGUCGAGCCCAACGUGCCCAUGGACCAGCUCGUGCGCGCCACCGCGCCGCACGGCCUCACCCCGCCCGUGGUCAUGGAGUUCCCCGGCAUCACGGCCGGCGGCGGCUUCUCCGGAACCGAGCGGCCGGACUUGUUUCGCGGCGCGGCGUCGGCGUUUGGGACGCUCGGCGUGAUUACGCUUUUGGGGAUUCGGUUGGUUCCCGCUAGGGAGCUCGUGCGGCUCGAGUACCACCUCUCGCGGAGCUUCGAGGACGCCGUGGCGAAGCUGCGGGAGGAGACGGGCAAGGAGGACAACGAGUUCGUGGACGCCAUUACCUUUGCCGGGGACGUCACGGUGACUUGCGCCGGUCGGAUGGUGGAUGGGCCGGUGCCUGAGGGGCAGACGGUCCGCCGGUUCACGCGGCCGGGAGAUCCGUGGUUCUAUCUCCGUGCUGAGGAGGUGGCCAAGGAUCUAAGCAAGGCCAACGAGACCUCCCAUCGCCGCCGCGCGAGUGGUGACGAUGUCGGCGACGAUAGCACCCGCGCGGUCCCGGCGACAGCAACAACGGUGGUGGUGGAUUACAUCCCCCUCGCAGACUACUACUUCCGCUACGACCGAGGUGCCUUCUGGACCGGCCGAUACGCGUUCCGGUACUUUCUCACGCCCUUCAACCGCAUCACCCGCCGCCUCCUCGAUCCCCUCCUCCACACCCGCGUCAUGUACAGCGCCCUGCACAAGAGCGGCCUCGCCGACUUCUACCUCACCCAGGACGUCGCCGUGCCCUUUGACCGCUCCGUCGAGUUCCACCGCUGGGUCGCCGACACCUACGGCAUCUACCCCUCUGGCUCUGCCCCUGCGCGUGCCCCCGCCCUCCCCGCCUCGGCCGACGGCAUCGACGGCGACGGCAACGGUAACAACGGGAAUGACGACAGCGAUGACGAGCGCAGAUACCUCUCCACCUUUUGGAACCCGGCCUCGCCCGAAGUCAUCAACUUUGGCGUCUGGGGCCCUCUCUCCUUCGACCCCGCCGAGGCCGCGCGCCUGAACCGCCUGCUCGAGGCCAAGCUCGCCGAGCUCGGCGGCCGCAAGUGCCUGUACGCGCAGACGUACUACACCGAGGACGAGUUCUGGGCCAACUACGACCGCGCGGCCUACGAGGCCCUGCGGAAAAAUACCGCGCCUCGCACCUCCCCAGCGUAUACGACAAAGUCGGGGCGCGGCGCGCGACGGUGCGCGGCCCCCCUCGGCACCGUCCAUAAAAGAGAGGAUCUGGAAUCUCUGGCCCGUCCGAGGAUUGUACGGCGUCUACAAGGUGUUUCGGGGGAGAUUACAUCCUUGGCCAAGGCCCGGCGCAGGCGCAGGUGGGCGAGGCUACGGGGAAGGCUGAGGAAAAGAGAAUGA
Messenger RNA from Parascedosporium putredinis, 1575 nucleotides. The record is from the annotation of a GenBank genome assembly. NCBI's taxonomy places the organism in Eukaryota, Fungi, Ascomycota, Sordariomycetes, Microascales, Microascaceae.